Molecule: messenger RNA, 546 nt
Organism: Mytilus trossulus (common blue mussel)
Lineage: Eukaryota; Metazoa; Mollusca; Bivalvia; Mytilida; Mytilidae
Exons: 3
Coding region: 13-546 (177 amino acids)
Cellular component (GO): extracellular region
Molecular function (GO): chitin binding
Source: RefSeq, a predicted model, not a curated record
UACACUUGCAAAAUGUUGACGUUUUUAGUUUUUAUGAUAGUCGGAGGUAUAGUUUUAAAAGCGGAUGAUGAGCCCUGCGACAAUAAAAGAUGCGACCCUGAUAUUUUGCUAAAGGAGUGCCGAAAUGAUCCAACCCUCUUACUGCCACACCCUGGUGAAUGUCAGGUUUACUACGACUGUUCUGUGCUGUAUGAGAAUGUUCCAAGAUAUUUUGAGCAGCAUUUAGAGGAAUGCCGUUACCCCCUCCUGUUCUCAACGAAAACUCUGAAGUGUGAACAGCCUGAAGAUGUCGAGUGUGGAGAACGCAAGGAAUACAAAGACAGAUGUGAUUACCGAAGAGAACAGUGUGGAACUUCACAUUGUUACUGUCAACUUAGAUAUCCUAGCUGCAUCGGAAAGACUGAUGGUUUGAAUAGCUUUCCCUAUAGACCAAAUACACCAUACUAUAUCAAUUGUGAAAACCAACGUCUUAAGGGUGUUGGUUUAUGUGGGAAGGAUUCAGUUACGGGAAAGCAAAUGUUCUUUACAAAAAAUGGAUGCUUUUGA